Hyaena hyaena (striped hyena) is the source of this 942-nucleotide messenger RNA. Its product is annotated as putative olfactory receptor 5AK3. The record is from RefSeq and is a predicted model, not a curated record. Gene Ontology annotation, biological process: G protein-coupled receptor signaling pathway; sensory perception of smell. The transcript has a single exon. Gene Ontology annotation, cellular component: membrane. The coding region runs from base 1 to 942 and encodes 313 amino acids. NCBI's taxonomy places the organism in Eukaryota, Metazoa, Chordata, Mammalia, Carnivora, Hyaenidae. Gene Ontology annotation, molecular function: G protein-coupled receptor activity; odorant binding; olfactory receptor activity.
AUGGAACAAAACAAUGGCACUGAAGUAAGUGAGUUCAUUCUCCUGGGAUUUGCUGGUCAACGCAAGUCUUGGCAUAUCCUCUUCAUAGUAUUUCUAGUGAUCUAUGUGGCCACCCUAGUGGGUAAUAUUGGCAUGAUCCUACUCAUCAAGACUGAUACUUGCCUUCACACCCCGAUGUACUUUUUCCUCCAACACUUGGCAUUAGAUGAUCUCUGCUACACCUCCGCUAUCACUCCCAAAAUGCUGCAAAACUUUGUAGAAACAGAGAAAUCCAUCUCAUUCAUAGGGUGUAUGGUACAAUUACUAGUCUAUGGUGCUUUUGCAACGAUUGACUGUUACAUCCUGGCUGCAAUGGCAGUGGACCGGUAUGUCGCCAUCUGCAAUCCACUCCGCUAUCCGAUAGUCAUGUCGCAGACAGUCUGCGUUCAGCUCCUGGUUGGCUCAUACUUCAUAGGUUUCCUAAAUGCCUCUGUAAACACAGGUUUUACCUUUUCACUGAACUUUUGCAGAUCCAAUAAAAUUAACCAUUUUUUCUGUGAUGAACCCCCAAUUUUAGCUCUCUCUUGUUCCAACAUUGACUUCAACAUCAUGCUGCUAACUGUCUUUGUGGGGUUCAACUUAACGUUCACUGUGCUGGUGGUCAUCUUGUCCUACAUGUAUAUCCUGGCUGCCAUCCUGAAGAUAUCUUCCACUGCAGGGAGGAAAAAAGCCUUCUCCACCUGUGCCUCUCACCUGACAGCCGUCACAAUUUUCUAUGGGACACUCUCUUACAUGUAUCUGCACCAUGGGACAAACAAGUCACAAGAACAAGAAAAAAUGGCUUCUGUGUUUUAUGGCAUUAUGAUCCCCAUGUUAAACCCCCUCAUCUACAGUCUGAGAAACCAAGAUGUGAAGGAAGCCCUAAACGUGGUUAGAAAGAAAUGCUUCUGGUUUGAUAAUUGA